This is a messenger RNA of Neoarius graeffei (lesser salmon catfish), 2706 nucleotides long. RefSeq lists its product as uncharacterized. The transcript has a single exon. The coding region runs from base 1 to 2706 and encodes 901 amino acids. The record is from RefSeq and is a predicted model, not a curated record. NCBI's taxonomy places the organism in Eukaryota, Metazoa, Chordata, Actinopteri, Siluriformes, Ariidae.
AUGACACAGAAACAAACCGCACUCCCUCACUCUACUCCUCCAAACCGCACUCCCUCACUCUACUCCUCCAAACCCCCCUCCCUCACUCUACUCCUCCAAACCGCACUCCCUCACUCUACUCCUCCAAACCCCCCUCCCUCACUCUACUCCUCCAAACCGCGCUCCCUCACACUCUACUCCUCCAAACCCCCCUCCCUCACUCUACUCCUCCAAACCGCGCUCCCUCACUCUACUCCUCCAAACCCCCCUCCCUCACUCUACUCCUCCAAACCGCGCUCCCUCACUCUACUCCUCCAAACCCCGCUCCCUCACUCUACUCCUCCAAACCCCCCUCCCUCACUCUACUCCUCCAAACCGCGCUCCCUCACUCUACUCCUCCAAACCCCCCUCCCUCACUCUACUCCUCCAAACCGCGCUCCCUCACACUCUACUCCUCCAAACCGCGCUCCCUCACUCUACUCCUCCAAACCCCCCUCCCUCACUCUACUCCUCCAAACCCCGCUCCCUCACUCUACUCCUCCAAACCCCGCUCCCUCACUCUACUCCUCCAAACCCCGCUCCCUCACUCUACUCCUCCAAACCCCCCUCCCUCACUCUACUCCUCCAAACCGCGCUCCCUCACACUCUACUCCUCCAAACCGCGCUCCCUCACUCUACUCCUCCAAACCGCGCUCCCUCACUCUACUCCUCCAAACCGCGCUCCCUCACACUCUACUCCUCCAAACCCCCCUCCCUCACUCUACUCCUCCAAACCGCGCUCCCUCACUCUACUCCUCCAAACCCCCCUCCCUCACUCUACUCCUCCAAACCGCGCUCCCUCACUCUACUCCUCCAAACCCCGCUCCCUCACUCUACUCCUCCAAACCCCCCUCCCUCACUCUACUCCUCCAAACCGCGCUCCCUCACUCUACUCCUCCAAACCCCCCUCCCUCACUCUACUCCUCCAAACCGCGCUCCCUCACACUCUACUCCUCCAAACCGCGCUCCCUCACUCUACUCCUCCAAACCCCCCUCCCUCACUCUACUCCUCCAAACCCCGCUCCCUCACUCUACUCCUCCAAACCCCGCUCCCUCACUCUACUCCUCCAAACCCCGCUCCCUCACUCUACUCCUCCAAACCCCGCUCCCUCACUCUACUCCUCCAAACCCCGCUCCCUCACACUCUACUCCUCCAAACCCCGCUCCCUCACACUCUACUCCUCCAAACCCCGCUCCCUCACACUCUACUCCUCCAAACCCCGCUCCCUCACACUCUACUCCUCCAAACCCCGCUCCCUCACACUCUACUCCUCCAAACCCCGCUCCCUCACACUCUACUCCUCCAAACCCCGCUCCCUCACACUCUACUCCUCCAAACCCCGCUCCCUCACACUCUACUCCUCCAAACCCCGCUCCCUCACACUCUACUCCUCCAAACCCCGCUCCCUCACACUCUACUCCUCCAAACCCCGCUCCCUCACACUCUACUCCUCCAAACCCCGCUCCCUCACACUCUACUCCUCCAAACCCCGCUCCCUCACACUCUACUCCUCCAAACCGCGCUCCCUCACACUCUACUCCUCCAAACCCCGCUCCCUCACACUCUACUCCUCCAAACCGCGCUCCCUCACACUCUACUCCUCCAAACCCCGCUCCCUCACACUCUACUCCUCCAAACCCCGCUCCCUCACACUCUACUCCUCCAAACCGCGCUCCCUCACACUCUACUCCUCCAAACCCCGCUCCCUCACACUCUACUCCUCCAAACCGCGCUCCCUCACACUCUACUCCUCCAAACCGCGCUCCCUCACACUCUACUCCUCCAAACCCCGCUCCCUCACACUCUACUCCUCCAAACCCCGCUCCCUCACACUCUACUCCUCCAAACCCCGCUCCCUCACACUCUACUCCUCCAAACCCCGCUCCAUCACACUCUACUCCUCCAAACCCCGCUCCAUCACACUCUACUCCUCCAAACCCCGCUCCCUCACACUCUACUCCUCCAAACAGCGCUCCCUCACACUCUACUCCUCCAAACCCCGCUCCCUCACACUCUACUCCUCCAAACCCCGCUCCCUCACACUCUACUCCUCCAAACCCCGCUCCCUCACACUCUACUCCCCCAAACCCCGCUCCCUCACACUCUACUCCUCCAAACCCCGCUCCCUCACACUCUACUCCUCCAAACCGCGCUCCCUCACACUCUACUCCUCCAAACCGCGCUCCCUCACACUCUACUCCUCCAAACCCCGCUCCCUCACACUCUACUCCUCCAAACCCCGCUCCCUCACACUCUACUCCUCCAAACCCCGCUCCCUCACACUCUACUCCUCCAAACCCCGCUCCCUCACACUCUACUCCUCCAAACCCCGCUCCCUCACACUCUACUCCUCCAAACCCCGCUCCCUCACACUCUACUCCUCCAAACCCCGCUCCCUCACACUCUACUCCUCCAAACCCCGCUCCCUCACACUCUACUCCUCCAAACCCCGCUCCCUCACACUCUACUCCUCCAAACCCCGCUCCCUCACACUCUACUCCUCCAAACCGCGCUCCCUCACACUCUACUCCUCCAAACCGCGCUCCCUCACACUCUACUCCUCCAAACCCCGCUCCCUCACACUCUACUCCUCCAAACCCCGCUCCCUCACACUCUACUCCUCCAAACCCCGCUCCCUCACUCUACUCCUCCAAACCCCGCUCCCUCACUCUACUCCUAAAAGCUGA